Molecule: messenger RNA, 466 nt
Organism: Armigeres subalbatus
Lineage: Eukaryota; Metazoa; Arthropoda; Insecta; Diptera; Culicidae
Exons: 4
Coding region: 42-356 (104 amino acids)
Source: RefSeq, a predicted model, not a curated record
CCAUUUUCUGUUUUCAUUCGCAUUCGUGUUGUUUUUGGACAAUGUCAUCAAACAGUUUUAGUCCCUGCCACGAUCAUGAGGCCGCAGCAAAAAAGCGACGUAGGUGGUGGAGUGCCUCAUGUCGCGCAAAAAAGAUUGCCAAAGGCAGAUUUGAUACUCUGGCAGGAAUACAGAUAGGUAGUUUACAGAUUUGUCCACAUUUUGGUCGAAAUAUGACAAGAAACAAUUAUCACAUUCUAUUAAAUUUCAUUGAAAGAGUUCUCCCAAAACGGUAUACACUUCCGAAAGAUAAUAUAAUAACUCCUAAUUUAAACUUAACAUUAGUAAAAAAGUUUUGUAUUUCGCAUAUACACUAAAGUGCAAAAAACACGUUUUUUCUGUAGUGAAUAUACCUACUGUUUCACCGUUUCACAGUCCAUCUCACUGUAUCGAAUUAGUUCACCUUAUUUCAAUAAAACAAAAUAAG